AUGCUUGUAGGUUGGGGAGGCAAUAACGGCUCCACCUUGACAGCUGGAGUUAUCGCCAAUAGAGAAGGAAUCUCAUGGCUGACCAAGGAUGGCAUUCAAGUUGCCAACUACUUCGGCUCAGUUACCCAGGCGUCAACCUGCCGUGUCGGCUCGUACAAGGGCGAGGAGAUCUACGUCCCCUUUAAGAGCCUCCUCCCUAUGGUUGACCCUAAUGAGGUUGUUUUUGGCGGUUGGGACAUUUCAAGCAUGAAUCUGGCUGACGCCAUGGCCAGAGCGAAGGUUCUGGACAUCGAUCUGCAGAAGCAGCUCUACAGCCACAUGAAGGACAUGUCACCCCUGCCUGGGAUCUACGACCCAGAUUUCAUCGCCUCGAAUCAGGAGGCUCGCGCUAACAAUGUCAUCAAGGGUUCAAAGAAGGAGCAGAUGCUGCAGAUCAUUCAGGAUAUCAGGAAGUUCAAGGAGACAAGCGGCGUGGACUCCGUUGUCGUUCUCUGGACGGCCAACACAGAGCGCUACAGCGAUGUGCUCACCGGCCUUAACGACACAAAAGAGAACCUCUUUAACGCGAUCGACCGCAACGAGAGCGAGAUUUCCCCGUCCACGCUGUACGCCGCGGCGUGCAUCCACGAGAAGGUUCCGUUCAUCAACGGCAGCCCGCAGAACACGUUCGUCCCGGGGCUGAUCGAGUACGCGCUGGAGAACAACAGCCUGAUUGGCGGAGACGAUUUCAAAUCUGGGCAGACGAAGAUGAAGUCCGUUCUCGUGGACUUCCUCGUCAGUGCGGGAAUCAAGCCCAUGUCGAUAGUGAGCUACAACCACCUGGGCAACAACGACGGUAUGAACCUGUCGGCGCCGCAGACGUUCCGGUCCAAAGAGAUCUCCAAGAGCAACGUGGUGGACGACAUGGUGGCCUCUAAUUCUAUCAUCUACGAUAAGGGCCAGCACCCCGACCACGUUGUCGUCAUCAAGUACGUGCCAUACGUGGGCGACAGCAAGCGAGCCAUGGACGAGUACACGUCCGAGAUCUUCAUGGGCGGCAAGAACACCAUCGUCAUGCACAACACGUGUGAGGACUCGCUGCUCGCCGCACCGCUCAUCCUCGACCUUGUGCUGCUGGCCGAGCUCUUCACUCGCAUCCAGCUGCGCCGGGAGGAGGAGGAGUUCCACUCGUUCCAUCCGGUCGCGUCUCUGCUCAGCUACCUCUCCAAGGCGCCCCUGGUCCCUUUUGGUACACCUGUCGUCAAUGCAUUGGCCAAGCAACGAGGGAUGCUUGAGAAUGUUCUCCGCGCUGGUGAGGGUGGUGGGGAGGAGGAGGGGCAGGGGCUGUGGCAUGUGGUGCGGGCAUGCGGGGUGGAGUCAGCAGAGGGGCUGAGUGGCGUGGUGGACAAGUGGGGCUGGACCGCCAUGCAUGUGGCUGCUCGGAAUGGUGACUCCCCCGUGGUCAGUCUCACCUGCCUCCCGCCUGCACCCAUGCAGCACAGCCAUGCACCAGCUCUCACCCAUGCAGCACAGCCAUGCACCAGCUCUCACCCAUGCAGCACAGCCAUGCACCAGCUCUCACCCAUGCAGCACAGCCAUGCACCAGCUCUCACCCAUGCAGCACAGCCAUGCACCAGCUCUCACCCAUGCAGCACAGCCAUGCACCAGCUCUCACCCAUGCAGCACAGCCAUGCACCAGCUCUCACCCAUGCAGCACAGCCAUGCACCAGCUCUCACCCAUGCAGCACAGCCAUGCACCAGCUCUCACCCAUGCAGCACAGCCAUGCACCAGCUCUCACCCAUGCAGCACAGCCAUGCACCAGCUCUCACCCAUGCAGCACAGCCAUGCACCAGCUCUCACCCAUGCAGCACAGCCAUGCACCAGCUCUCACCCAUGCAGCACAGCCAUGCACCAGCUCUCACCCAUGCAGCACAGCCAUGCACCAGCUCUCACCCAUGCAGCACAGCCAUGCACCAGCUCUCACCCAUGCAGCACAGCCAUGCACCAGCUCUCACCCAUGCAGCACAGCCAUGCACCAGCUCUCACCCAUGCAGCACAGCCAUGCACCAGCUCUCACCCAUGCAGCACAGCCAUGCACCAGCUCUCACCCAUGCAGCACAGCCAUGCACCAGCUCUCACCCAUGCAGCACAGCCAUGCACCAGCUCUCACCCAUGCAGCACAGCCAUGCACCAGCUCUCACCCAUGCAGCACAGCCAUGCACCAGCUCUCACCCAUGCAGCACAGCCAUGCAGCCCGCUCAACACUCUCUGAACCCACCGUCCAUCACGCGCAUGGACCGCACUCACCCUGCUGCCCGCUUCUCUCCCUCCCCGCCGUUCUCCCAUGCAUGUGCCUGCAGCUGCAGGCGCUGUUGCGCAUGGGCAUGCCAGCGGGGGUGUGCAGCACGCGCAACGCCACCACGCCACUGCACGUGGCGGCGUAUGGCGGCCACGUGGACUGCAUGUGCCUGCUGGCGGCUGUGCGUGCCUGGCGGCUUGCUCAUCUUGUCUCCCCUUUCCCCUCUCAUCUCCACUCUACCCCAUCCCUCUUCCUGCCCUCCUGUCCCCAUCCUUCUCCCUCAGGAGAGCCGUACACCAACUGCACCGCUCUGAACCCAUUUGUGCAGUGGAAUCUGCAGCCGCUGCUACCAGCCACUCCCCCCUCCUUCACCCUCACCUCACCACCCCCACCCGCCUUCACGCCGCCAUACGCCCUCUCGUCCAUCUGCUUGUGGACGUCCCUCUCCGCCAUCGCACCUGGUCGCACACAAGCAACAGCCCUCCUGCCACUGCCGCCACACACAAAGCCUGCUGAUGCAGAUGCUGGCAGUGGAGGCGAGAAGGCAGUGGGGGGCGCAGUUGGUUCAAGUCAGGGCGUGCAGGGGGAGUGGGCAGUGGCGGGGUAUGAGGCGAUGCGUGUGGUGCAGGUGGGGGGUGGGUGGCGCCAGGGCAGCUAUGGCCUGCCCUCCUCCCUCGCUGCCUCUGCUGCACCUGCUGUGUCUGGAAGGCAAGGUGACUUGUCUGGAAACCUUUGUUGCACUUCUUUGUAG
Messenger RNA from Closterium sp. Naga37s-1, 3030 nucleotides. Lineage: Eukaryota; Viridiplantae; Streptophyta; Zygnematophyceae; Desmidiales; Closteriaceae. The record is from the annotation of a GenBank genome assembly.